Messenger RNA from Carlito syrichta (Philippine tarsier), 1993 nucleotides. It is a transcript of the gene AFG1L, whose product is annotated as AFG1 like ATPase. The record is from RefSeq and is a predicted model, not a curated record. Gene Ontology annotation, molecular function: ATP hydrolysis activity; ATP binding. Bases 185 to 1630 code for a protein of 481 amino acids. The transcript has 13 exons. Gene Ontology annotation, cellular component: cytoplasm; mitochondrion. NCBI's taxonomy places the organism in Eukaryota, Metazoa, Chordata, Mammalia, Primates, Tarsiidae.
CGGAAGGGCGAGAGGGCAUGGAGACCUCCUCGCCCCUGCGGCUUCUGGAGGUCACGUCCCCGAGUGAUCCCUUUCCCUCUGUCGGGUGGAGCCUUCAGCGAGCACGGCUGGGUGUGACUUUGCCGCCGUCUCUCUUGCGAGUCCGACUAAAGUUGCCCUCUCCCUCCCGCGUACGGAGCGCAAGAUGGCGGCCUGCCGGGCGCUCUGGGCUGCGCUGCGCUCCCUGGCGUCCGGCCGGCUGAGAGGCAGCGGCGUGGGCUGCGGGGCCCGAGCCGCCGCUCGCGCUCCUCUGGCCACCGCCCCCGGGAAGCCCCUUUGGAAAGCCUAUACAGCACAGACACCCGAGAGUGUUACCCCAGCUGCUGCCUCAGAGACUUAUUUAAAGGCUUUGGCUGUUUGUCAUGGGCCUCUGGACCACUAUGACUUUCUGAUCAAAGCUCAUGAACUAAAGGAUGAUGAGCAUCAGAGAAGAGUCAUACAGUGUUUGCAGAAGUUACACGAAGACCUGAAAGGAUACAACGUAGAGGCAGAAGGCCUCUUGUCAAAGCUUUUUUCAAGGCGCAAACCUCCAAAGGGCCUGUAUGUUUAUGGAGAUGUUGGUACAGGAAAAACAAUGGUGAUGGACAUGUUUUAUGCUUAUGUGGAAAUGAAGAGGAAAAAACGAGUUCAUUUUCAUGGAUUUAUGCUAGAUGUGCACAAAAGAAUACAUCGCCUUAAACAGAGUUUGCCAAAAAGAAAAGCAGGAUUUAUGACUAAAUCAUAUGAUCCAAUAGCUCCUAUUGCCGAAGAAAUCAGUGGAGAAGCCUGUCUCUUAUGUUUUGAUGAAUUUCAGGUCACUGACAUCGCUGAUGCCAUGAUUCUGAAACAGCUUUUUGAAAAUCUGUUCAAAAACGGGGUCGUCGUUGUGGCAACAUCCAACAGGCCACCGGAAGAUCUCUAUAAAAAUGGACUCCAAAGAGCUAACUUUGUACCAUUCAUAGCUGUCCUAAAGGAAUAUUGUAAUACGGUCCAGCUGGAUUCUGGAAUAGAUUACCGGAAAAGGGAACUUCCUGCUGCAGGGAAACUCUACUACCUCACAAGUGAAGCUGAUGUGGAGGCUGUCAUGGAUAAGUUGUUUGAUGAGCUGGCUCAGAAACAAAAUGAUUUAACUAGACCAAGGAUUCUAAGAGUGCAAGGCAGAGAGCUGCGGCUGAAUAAAGCCUGUGGAACGGUUGCCGACUGCACAUUUGAAGAGCUGUGUGAGAGACCACUUGGAGCCAGUGACUAUUUGGAACUAGCAAAGAAUUUUGAUACAAUAUUUUUACGAAACAUUCCACAAUUUACUCUGGCAAAGAGGACUCAAGCCCGAAGGUUCAUAACUCUCGUCGAUAACUUCUAUGAGUUCAAGGUGCGUGUCAUUUGCUCUGCGUCGACUCCUAUAUCAAGCUUGUUUCUGCAUCAGCACCACGACAGUGAGUUGGAGCAAAGCAGAAUACUGAUGGAUGACUUGGGGCUGAGCCAGGACUCAGCAGAAGGGCUCUCCAUGUUCACCGGAGAAGAGGAAGUUUUUGCGUUUCAGCGCACCAUCUCCCGACUCACGGAGAUGCAGACCGAACAGUACUGGAAUGAAGGAGACAGAACCGGAAAAUGACUGUCCCUCUCGCAUAAAUGAGGCUCCAGUGUGUGGCUGACGCAAGGAGAAUGUGACGGAAUCAUCUUCUCAUCAUUAAUUAUGCAUUUUGUCCUCUGGGCCAUUUGAAUCCAAAUUUGCUAUCAAAGAUGUAGUGGAUUGUUAAGUUAAAGACUUACUAUUUUUAUAGGUCUAGUUUCUCCUAUCAUUUGGUUUUAUUUCUGCAUCAGAUCUAAAAUCAUCACUCCUAUAGAUUAAUGGAGAACUGGACAUUUUAGCUUCACAUUAAAUCACCUGAAUACAUGAACCUUGAAUACAUGAGCACACUGUAGAUGCUGCAUGGGAGUGGCCCAUUAGAAACACAUCUUUUUUUUUUGAGUUGGG